CGUCAUAAUGCGUCUUCCGGUAUAGUUCCUGUUGUGAUUACAGAAACGUUGAAAGGUUGAAAAUAGGUAGAUAGCUGCAACAUUUUUGUCGAUGGGGUAAUUUUUCUUCACUUAUACAACUGCUACAGGAAUAACAUUCAACUUAUAAUUGCCUGUCGCAUGACUCUGCACACGUGUCGACAUGGACAACCGUUGUUAUUGUUGUGCAUCAAAGUUCAGCCUCUUCAAGAAGGAGCUGGGCUGUAAGAGCUGCGGCCGCUCCUUCUGCUCCAGCUGUUUGACUUUCAGUGCUGUGGUGCCUCGCUGUGGCAACACCCAGCAGAAGGUCUGCAAACAGUGCCAUGGUAAUCUGACAAGUGGAGAAUCUUCAAACAAUGCUGGUAAAUGGUCUCCUCCUGAAAAUUACAAAAAACGGGUCGCUGCACUUGAGGCCAAACAGCAGGGACAGCAGGCCCAGCCUCUUGCACAAGGAGGCAACAGAAACAGUAAAGCAGGCCAUGUACCAACCAAAGGCCUGAGUAAAGAAGAUCAGGCUAUUGCUGAAAGACUUAGAAGGCUGAAGGAGGACACUACACCAAAGUCUGUCCCCUCUGAUAAGGAGCUGGAGUCUCGCCUUGCUGCUCUCAAAGCUCCCAGCCAGCCAGUGCCUUCUUUAGGAGAGAUGGAGGACCGUCUGGCAGUUCUGCGGGGUCAGAAUCCACCAUCUCAAGCUCCUCCACCUAUGCACCGUCCUCCAGAUAACAGGACUCAGACUGAACAAGCCAAUGAUCUGAUUACUCAGAUGACAGAGGAAGCUGCCAUAGACGACCAGCAAUCAAAUCCUGAAUGCAGUGUAGAUGGCCGUAUGAAUGACCUGAACAAGGGGGAGGGGGGAACAUUGGAUGAGAAUUUGGAGGAGAACCAGGAGGCAGACAAGCAGCUGGAGGUUGAGAAGGCCCGUAUCCUUGAGGAGGCCAUGGAGGAGCUGAGGAAGGAGUGCCAUUCUCAGGAUCAGAUCCUGCACAUGGCCAAAAGGAUGGCGCAGCUGAAAGGGCAAGACCCAGACAAAGUUACAAUGGAAGACUUCCAGCAUCCUGACAGUGAGGAGGAAACUGAGGAAGAAGCUGUGAAGAGAGUGUUAAAACAGCUCUCUGAAGAGGCUGCACUGGAUGAGGCCAGUGGCUACAACAUACCUUUAGAGCACAGUGGACCAAAGAACACAGAAAUGAAGAAAACUUCCAAGAAACCGACGCAGGCUCCAGCACCAAAGAGUAGGACUUCACCAGCUGCUGUUGCACAUCAGCCAUCAGACAGCGACGAUGAAGAGCUUCCAUGGUGCUGCAUCUGCAACCACGAUGCCAUUAUUCGCUGUCACACAUGUGAUGGAGACCUUUACUGCAACCGCUGCUUCAGGGAAGGACAUGAUAAAUUUGACAGGAAGGAGCAUCGCACCAGUAACUACACUGCGCCAAAGAAGAAGAGGAAGACAUGAUAGUGAGACUGUGCUGCUGUAGGCGUUCGCCUUAUCAGGCCCUGGUCAGUCAUCACUGUUAGAUUUGUGCUUUAGAUUUAAGUGACCUAUUACUGAAUACAAUGUCUCAGAAGAUUUAAACACUACCUAUUAUCUAAAAGAAGCCAGAACCUUUCAUUUUAACCCCAUCUUAUUUCAUCCAAUCCGUCUAAAGUGGCUGUUAACAUGCAUCUGUAGACCACAGUGAGAGCAUUAUCUUGUGUAUGUAAUUGCUAACAAGGAUCUAAAUGAACUGCAAAAAACAAUAAUUAAUUUAUGGCAAAGCAAAGCCUAGAAGUACACGUACACUUUAAUGUAGGAGCCUGAGAUUUUCUCUUAAUUCUCUGUUAAGAGAACAAUUAAGAUGCACCAAAUCAUUCAAAUCUGCUUGUAUUCAAGUGUGCUGAGCGAUGAUUCCAACUUCAUCAUAACUUGUUAAUUAUUAUAGUUAAUGAAUCCUAAACUAUAUCACAAAAAAGACUGCAAGAAGAAGAAGUGCUUCAGCAGCAAUGAAUUUGAUGAAAAGAAUUUGUUGACUGAAAACAAG
Molecule: messenger RNA, 2036 nt
Organism: Centropristis striata (black sea bass)
Lineage: Eukaryota; Metazoa; Chordata; Actinopteri; Perciformes; Serranidae
Gene: zfyve19
Product: zinc finger, FYVE domain containing 19
Exons: 11
Coding region: 182-1471 (429 amino acids)
Biological process (GO): abscission; mitotic cytokinesis checkpoint signaling
Cellular component (GO): midbody; centrosome; cleavage furrow
Molecular function (GO): metal ion binding; phosphatidylinositol-3-phosphate binding
Source: RefSeq, a predicted model, not a curated record